CGAAGUGCAUCGCCCUGACUCGAGGAUGGCCGAUUUGCACAUGGAUCAGGCCUUUAGAAUCGAUUUCGAGACUCCAGUUCUUGCAUAGCAUACGCUACUACUCAGUAGUCUGUGAGAGACGUUCCUAGAAAUGACGGACCAGUUUGCAUAUUCAUACCCCUCCCCACUGGAGGGAUACGAGAACCUCGAGCCUCUUUCCGAUGAGAAAAACGACGAUGGCAAAUCUCUCAAGAACCCCCAACAUGGGAUAUUAAGUAAAGCAUACGAGGAGUUUCCCGAUCCCUUGUCGAAAGGGAGACGAGGUGGUUUUGAUAUUCACAUUUAUCAUUUUCAAAAUAAUCCAGACCAAGCUACUUUCGCAAGAGCUCUCUGGGAGAGGAUCAGACGUGAAUUCCCCGAACUCCGUAUCUAUACCUUCUUCGAUAGACCCAUUGGCCCGCAUCUAGUGGCCAUGUUCGAAGUCAACCUCUUCACUCCAGCCCAGUUCGGAGCUUUCAUACCAUGGCUAGUCAUCAAUCGGGGUCCGUUAAGCGUCCUCAUCCAUCCCAACACCAUUGACUCCGAGGAGGAACGGAAUCACACGCAGCGCGCAACGUGGAUGGGUGAGAGGAUUCCAUUGGAUUUGAGAUUGUUUAAGUUGGCGAGGGAGAAGCAAAAGAAGGAAGAACAAGCUAAGAAACAGUAGUCUUUUCUUGUCUGUUCCCUCUCCUUUGUGGCAUAUGUAAAUAUAGUCAGGCUUGAUCAGCCCGAGAGGUGGAUACAACUUGCUUGGCUGAAGUAGCCAACAGCCACUAACUUUGGCACAUGCUGUUAUUCUACAUACUUCAGAAUAAUCC
Messenger RNA from Monascus purpureus, 836 nucleotides. Lineage: Eukaryota; Fungi; Ascomycota; Eurotiomycetes; Eurotiales; Aspergillaceae. The record is from the annotation of a GenBank genome assembly.